Hydractinia symbiolongicarpus is the source of this 750-nucleotide messenger RNA. RefSeq lists its product as uncharacterized. The record is from RefSeq and is a predicted model, not a curated record. The coding region runs from base 223 to 684 and encodes 153 amino acids. NCBI's taxonomy places the organism in Eukaryota, Metazoa, Cnidaria, Hydrozoa, Anthoathecata, Hydractiniidae. The transcript has 4 exons.
AUACAACGAAUUUCGUCUAGACUGUUUCCCACCUAAUAAAAUUAAAUUUAAAUUGUUACAUUGUAACAAAAAUUGCAUUAAUUAUUUUGUUUUUCUCGUUUAAACGUAAAAAAACUAUAAAAGGAACAGAUCAGGAAAUCUAUUCACAAUCGGCUUGAAGACAACACAGACAUUAGGAUCAAUUUCUGCUUUUUAAAUUUAAAUCAAAUCGAGAUAUCAAACAUGUAUAAAGUUGGUUUUUGGAUCUCCUCUGUACUGCUGUGCUUGGCAUCAGUGUCAUAUGCACAAACUUCUAAUUCUCUUAAUUGCACCAACAUUCCUAAUGUCCCAAUAAAACCACAAGAUGCUGAAAUUUCAGCAAUCUUGUCAAGCGCAAAUGAAAAUAUCGUGGUUUGCGACAACAUCAUCCCAUUCCUGAAUCCUUUCAUUGCAAGUCUCAAAUUGACUGGUGUCCAGCAGCAGAUAAAUCAAACUUGCAAGUUAAUAGAUCAUAUUACCGUUCGACUUGAAAUCAUCAACCGAAGACUUGAUUGUGGACUUGUGGCAAGUGUACAAGAAGCUAGAAGUUUGAAUCUAAUGCUGGGAAAUGAUCAAGUUUCAAACAGAGUAUUGAAUGGCGUGAAAACCAGACUUCUUGUUAUCAAAAACCGACUUCAAGUUAUUAUUACACCUCCUGUACCUUGAAGUUCUAUAAAUGUAUUUUUUUGUAAGCACUGUUUGUUUUAAAAGUGAAAAGAAAAAAAAAUCCGU